Molecule: messenger RNA, 4890 nt
Organism: Cyanidioschyzon merolae strain 10D
Lineage: Eukaryota; Rhodophyta; Bangiophyceae; Cyanidiales; Cyanidiaceae
Product: chromosome assembly complex Condensin I, subunit D2
Exons: 1
Coding region: 1-4890 (1629 amino acids)
Biological process (GO): meiotic chromosome condensation; mitotic chromosome condensation
Cellular component (GO): condensed chromosome, centromeric region
Molecular function (GO): histone binding
Source: RefSeq, a predicted model, not a curated record
AUGACGUCUGCGGAAGCGUUUCUGCUCCCGUUCCAUUGGGAAGAUGUGGUUCUGGAUCCGGACCUCAGGAGCAAGCACCCCGCGAGAGGGCCGGUUGCUCCGCGCUACGCCGUUUCCGUGGACGCAUUCGACCUCUCCGACCCUGAUAUGGUACAGAGCGCUGUGGCGCUCGCCUCCGGUCACGUUUCCGACCAUGCUGCCAACGCGCUGCUCAUACCCGAAGACGUUGCGGAAAACGAAACCAUCCAAUGUUUGGACUCGCUUGCCGGUGUCGAUGGCGACCAGUCCCUGUCCUGGUGGCUCGCUCCUCUGAGCGACCGAGCAGCAGCGCAACUGCGCGCUCUUCUUUGGUGCAUUCAUCACUGGUGCGGACUGAAUGACUUCAGCAUCCGGGCACAGCUUUUUACUUGUGUUCAACACGGGAUCAAGCAAGCACUACACGUCAUGCGGAACGCAGCCCGCGCUGAGCUCAGUGCAGACCCCGCAAACCGAACCGGUACGGAUACCUGGCGCUCUAUUCUUCGCUUGGUGGCGUUCGUUAGCGCCCACUGGCUGCAGGCCGUGGAGCGUGAACUUGCUGAGGACGCUGUCGCCUUAAGUCUGCCGCUUGCCGGUACCUCUGGUGGCAGCAGGGUAACUCGUCUUGAGAGCAGCUCGGCGCGCACAGGCACCAAUCAAGGCGGCACACCGGCGCGCUGUCGGGCGAAGCGCCCCAACCUUCGCAAGAAGACGUCUCGUUUCAUCGUCGAGUCGGAUGCUUCCGAUGAGGAAUCGCCAGCAUACGCAGAAGACCAGGCAACGGUAUGCACCGGGGACUUGCCUGGAGAACGCGAGCAUGCUGGUCCAGAGAAUUCAUGGGCUGAGCUCUACGAGGGCGAGCGCGAGCGUCUCCUAGAGGCAUUCGGUGAGCUCCUGCGCCAAGAAGGCAUCAUCAAACUCGCCUUUCCCUCAGCAAUUCCCGAAGACGCAUACCUCUACCUGUUUGUGCGCACGUCCUGUGCCUUGCUCGAGUCGCGUCUGGUAUGUCGCAAGGAGCGAGCACGAGCGCUGCUCGUUGAUCUCAUCGUAGAGUGCCUCUCGCGCUACGGACAAGCUGGUCGAUUGUGUCCCAUUCUCGUUCACAGUUUGCAACGGUAUGAGCAUGUAGCCCCGGUUCUCGUCGAUAUCGUGGUGGUGCUGUGUCAAGAUGACGCUGACAGCGGCAACACGCAGCGCCGCAGCGGCUCUAAUACCAGGGACGCGCUCCAGGAAUCGUUGACUCGUGGCGAUGUACCAGCGCUCUCCGUCAGCCAAGCCGGACGCGAUGACUGCAUUCGAGACCUGAUGACGCAAGUGACCCAGAUUCCUAUUAGUGAACUCGCUCGUGACAAUACCUGUGCGCGUCAUGUUGCACGGUUUCUCACGGAGCUUGCAGAGCGCUCUCCUGGGACGCUGGUUCCCUAUUUUGCUGCAUGGAUUCCGCAUUUCGAUGGUGAGGCAUACUCCGUUCGUAACGCGCUUGUGCAAGCCUUUGGAUGUGUCCUGAAGCAUCUGGCAGAACACAGGAGCCCUGAGGCUGUACAGGCGCCUCACCAGGAGCCACACGACGAGUCCAUGACGCUCCAAGAGCGCCUGCUGCAGUUGCUCUUGCGACGCCUGGAUGACGUGCAUGCUUUGGCGCGCUCGCGGACGCUCCAGGUCUGGCAACAGCUCAUCGAGGCUCGUUGUGUACCCGUCAGCUUGUAUGCUACCCUGGCUGCUCAGGUCGCGCAGCGGCUGCAAGACAAGUCGAUGCACGUACGCCGUGCUGCCCUGCAACUUAUUGCCGUUGCCAUCCGGUUGAACCCGUUUGCUGAUCGUCUGCAGCCGGCAUUGUUUAUACAGCGCCAAGCUCAGUGCCUCCGUAUAGCGCCCGAUGACCCCGCCUCAACGUUCGAGAUGCCCUUCGCGUUAGCGCAAGAAGGUGCUUCUUUCUAUGCGGGCGCAGCUACUUUUGCGGAAAUUCUCAACAAAGCUAUCCCGCUGGUCAGCAGGCUGUGUCGUUCCCGUCAGAACGGUGACGUGCUCGAUGCCAUUCGUGUCUUGUGCACAGCUUACCAGUUCGAGGUGCCAGCUGCUGUGGCUGAGGCACCCAAGCAGACUUUACGUCUGGGUUUAUCCCGGGAGGAAAGCGUUCAGACAGCAGCGCUCGAUGCCUUUUACACCAUGUGCUUCGUUCUGCCGCUGGAACAGGUCUUGCGCUCGACAAAGCAGCAACAAGAUAUGGCACUCGCGACAGAAGCGCUGCAGACCAUGGGUGUCUUGGCCAUCACCAGAUCCCUGGUGUCGCUGGUCGCUCGGGCUACUGUUGGCGAACUGACCUGCUUCGAGCGACUCUUGCCAGCAUUGUAUCGCAGUGAGCGCCUCGCUCCUUCGGUCCUGCAGUGCUGGUGGGACGUGCUCGCCGGUCGAAUUCCCGGUGCGAACUUGGAACUCAUCCGUGGAUGCACCUUCCUCAUUCAGUGCGUCGUAUCCGCAAAGCCACUCACCAAGUCGCAAUGCGAGCUGCUGCGAGAGCACGCGUUUACUGAUCUGGUGACUGCCCGUUGGGCCUGCGCGGCACUUACCCACGGUCUAGCAGCCCAGUCGUUAGACUCCGAAGAUGGACUGCUUGUCGGCAAGGUCGAGGCGCUGCUCGUCGACGACACCAGGAGUGUGUACUGGCCAGCAGCCGCUCAGGCCGCUGUCACAUGCCUCUUCCAUUGCAGCCGGGAUCCUUCGCAGAGCGUUCAUCGGGUUCUGCAGCGCCUUGUGGAGCGGCACCAGGUUGCACAGCAACAGGCGAGAGGCUCGCAAGGCAGCACGGCUCAUGGCGACGUGCACCAAGACAAACCGCAGGUUCGUUGCGCCAGCUCUUGGCUAAGCCGCCUCUUCACCGUGGGCAGCGCUUUUGCUGUGCACCAACUGCACUUUGCCGUGAAGAGUGUACGCGCUUGUCUGCGCUCCGAGUCGUCGACGAACCCGGUCGAGACCUGUCUCGCCGAGGCAGUUGCGCAGCUGCAACUCGACGAUGCGUCAAAGCAGGUGGAGGCAACUUUGACGACACCGGCAACGGGCCAAGCGCGACGUGCUCGUCAGUCGCACUCGAAAGCGGCCGCGUCCGUUACGGAAGCUAGCGUCGCGCACGUUGGUAUCGAUCCCGAGCGCCUCCAGUACCUGGAAAGUCGUCUGGAUCAGCUGUGCAGCGUGCUGGAGACGGAGCUGACGGCACCGGAGGCACCUCUGGCGGCGCUGGCACCACUCGCUGCCCAUGUGCUGUUACGCGCUUGUGCUUGGACACCGCAGUCGCAGUCGCAGUCGCAGUCGCAGUCGCAGCCUGCUGCAUCUCUCGAGGACGACUCCAGCGUUACCGCAGCGCAGACGCCUGUGCAUGGCGCCCGAGUCCAGCCUCGGUCUAGCGCGGACAAUACACUCGGGGCUGCUGCCGCCCUGUGCCUGGGACGACUCGCCUGUCUCCACGAGUCCGUUGCCGAGCGCUUCCUGCGUGUGCUCUUCACCGCCCUGCAACAAGCAUCCAGCGCUGUAGUGCGCAUCAACAUUGUGGUCGCACUGGGUGACCUGGUUGCCCGCUUUCCCAACCGGCUCGAGCCGUGGACAGAUCAACUGUAUACGGUACUGCGCCAGGAUCAAGACGCUCGGGUGCGUCGCUAUAUGCUCAUGGUGCUGACGCACCUCAUUCUUAACGAAAUGAUCAAAAUUAAGGGACACUGGGUCGACCUGGUGCGCUGUCUGCAGGAUUCUGACGCUAGCGUCGCGCGACUCGCUCGAACACUUUUCACUGAAAUGCAGCGUAAGCGCGUCAGUGCAGCACAAACGUUCAUGCUGCUGCUUCCGGACCUGGUUUGCAGUCUGUCCCAGGAGGAGGAGGCGGAGGAGGAGGCGGCAACGCUGGUUAGCGGGCACGCACCGAGCCGGCUCACAAAACCGAAAGCUCUGCAACCGUCCAUAUCCACGGAAGCAUUCCUGGAUAUGAUGCAAUUCCUCUUAUCGUUUGUGCGCCAGGAGCGUCUGACAGAGCACCUGCUGGAACGUUUCUGUUACCGUCUGCGGGGUGCCGCCGAUGUGCAUACUGCACAACGUUUGGCGCUGUGCCUGCCGCUGUUGCACUGCACCAGCGAGCGUUGUCUCCGCCGUCUCGUGGAGCUCAGCAAGUGCUACACGCACUGGCUAGCAGACGGUGUCGUAGCGGAGGCUCUGUCCCAUGUGCUGGCUCGGGUGCAACGAGCCGCCAAGCGCCCAGAGCAACGCGAACUCGUCCAAGCGUUCGCACAGUGCCUCGCACGCGGCGCACAUGUUGAUCAGGGCGUUGGUUGUCACGGGAUCAGCACUGGCGACAAUGACGACGAUGAUGACAAGGGUGGCACAGCAGCAGCAGCAGCAGCAGCAGCAGCAGCAGCGACGAUGACGACACCCGCACGCGUGCCCCAGCACCUCAGCAACAGCAACAGCAGUAGGUUGUCGAUGCUCAGGUCUCCAGACGCGGACUCGCCCGUACUCUGGACACCAGGAGCACCUACAGCAACGACAAGGGCAAUAUCAGCGUCUACAUCGACUCCGAAAAACGCGGCUGGUGUGCCUGGGAGCGCUGCACUGUGCACACCAGGCAGCGGCUGGCGAACACCGGCAAGUGCGCGGCAACUUGCACGAGCGCGUGCUCGCACUGCAAUGCAGCAACUACUCCAAGAGCACCUUCAUCACCGUCAUAAUCAUAACCAUCGUAGUCAUUCUCGUAAGCAACAACAGAACAGCACCAAGCUGGAGCGUUCGCCCUCGUUUGAUCAAGUGACGCCUGAGCGAGGUCGCUCGACAAGUCGUCGUCGUCGUCGUCGUCGUUGUGCGGGCAGCCCAGGGGCCUCGAUACGUUCGCCCUAG